This is a messenger RNA of Myzus persicae (green peach aphid), 339 nucleotides long. Its product is annotated as zinc finger MYM-type protein 1-like. The transcript has a single exon. NCBI's taxonomy places the organism in Eukaryota, Metazoa, Arthropoda, Insecta, Hemiptera, Aphididae. The record is from RefSeq and is a predicted model, not a curated record. Gene Ontology annotation, molecular function: protein dimerization activity. Bases 1 to 339 code for a protein of 112 amino acids.
AUGGUAUUUACUUUAUUACGUUCAGAGUUUAGAUUAUGGAAACAAAAAUGGAACCGUGAAAAACUUGAAAACAUUUUGGUAAAUUCCAUGUGUGUUUCAGAAAUACUUGCAAAAUGUGACGAAGAAAUAUUUCCGUUAAUCGAUCGCCUUUUAACUCUUCCCAUAAGCAAUGAAAGUGCUGAGAGAACGUUUUCAACACUACGAAGACUCAAAACAUGGCUGAGAUCAACAAUGUCGGAGACCAGAUUAACUGGACUUGCUCUUUUAAAUAUCUACCGUGAUAUUGAUGUAGACGUGAAUAAAGACAUUGACAUGUUUUCAAAAACCAACAGAAAAUGA